This is a messenger RNA of Aspergillus heteromorphus CBS 117.55, 1032 nucleotides long. RefSeq lists its product as uncharacterized. The record is from RefSeq and is a predicted model, not a curated record. The coding region runs from base 127 to 690 and encodes 187 amino acids. The transcript has 2 exons. NCBI's taxonomy places the organism in Eukaryota, Fungi, Ascomycota, Eurotiomycetes, Eurotiales, Aspergillaceae.
CGAGAUCCUUCGCUUUUCCUUUGCUCGUCUCACUCGUAUCCCAUUCCCUUCACCUCCUAUCCAGCGACUGCCUGGACACUGUGUAACGCUGCAGAGACGGGCCAGGCUAAGCCUUGAGCCCUGACCAUGUCCGGACUACGGACUACCGUGUACUGGCAUAGCCACUCGGUUCCCUCCCUCGAUGUGUACCGGUCAUGCAAUUUAUCCUCAUUAGGGUCCAUCUUGUUAAUUAGCCAAGUGGUUCACCAUCAAUUCUAUUGCGGUGGCAUACUCGGCUGGGCAUAUGAUCUGAGACAGCAGCUGUGGGCGCACGGGUUCAUGGCGAUGUCUCAACUGCAUACUACCACAAUGAGGCUAUCAUUACUGCGUAACCGGUUGUUUCACCUCAUUUCAUUUCAUGAACUUCCGGUCACAGGGCGAGGCUCUAAACUGACUCAAGAGCCUUUCUGGCUAGGCUUGCUCGGAGUUUAUACGCCUUGGCCGAGUAGAUGUGACCCGGGUACACGAGGCAGCCAACAUGGUGUUAGCAACUACACUUCUAGCGAUCUAGGGAUCUCGUGUCCUGGAACAUGCUGCUUGGCAGUUGAACAUAUACACCAGCCUUGGAAGCCACUCGGCAAGUCCCAACAGAAGGAACGGCUUCUCCUCAUCCUUCGAGUGGGCUUGUGUUGGAUUCAUCCUUGGCAUUAGGGCGCAGUCUGGACCACAGCUUGGGAGGGUCCUAAAGCUUACAUCCUGCGAGUACAGAUGACGGUUAUGUUUACGAAGAAGCCCCGCCGGUUGGAGCUAGUCACACUGCCAUUCUGGAUUGACUUUCAGUCAUGGCGUAGGACCUUAGACAAAGCUCAGAGCAGCGGACUCGACCAUCAGAUCCUGCAAUUCCCGUCGUGAAAGGGGCCUUCCAACUUCGUAUGAAGAGACUUAGCUUCAACGCCAUCGUAGCCAACAGGACGGGCUUUGGCUGGGCUUUUGUGUCCUAUCUCAAAAGUAGUUAUACUCAGUAGGGGCAAAUAACCGCAGAAGCUGCGAAUU